Lotus japonicus is the source of this 863-nucleotide messenger RNA. RefSeq names its product transcription factor bHLH140. Gene Ontology annotation, molecular function: protein dimerization activity; DNA-binding transcription factor activity. Gene Ontology annotation, biological process: regulation of DNA-templated transcription. Bases 143 to 649 code for a protein of 168 amino acids. Lineage: Eukaryota; Viridiplantae; Streptophyta; Magnoliopsida; Fabales; Fabaceae. The transcript has a single exon. The record is from RefSeq and is a predicted model, not a curated record.
CACUCAAAUUCGUGCUAUAUAAGUGUGUGGCAACUUCAAAGAAACUACAUCAUCAUCCCCUACUAUAUAAAUAUUCAAGGCUAGCUACUUGAAAACUUCCAUUAGGCUCUUUACAGUAGUACAUUUCUCUUAGCCAUAGCACAUGGAGACUAGUCCUGCUUGUAAACCUACUAUUUCUGCAGGGUCAUCUUCCAAGAGCAAGGAGAAGAAGGGUGGUGUGAAGAAAACAACCAAAAGGGAAGUGAAGCUUUCCACUGACCCACAAAGCGUGGCGGCUAGAGAGAGAAGGCACAGAAUAAGUGACAGGUUCAAGGUCCUGCAGAGCAUGGUCCCUGGAGGGAGCAAGAUGGACACAGUUUCCAUGUUGGAGGAAGCCAUUCACUAUGUCAAGUUCCUCAAGACUCAGAUUUGGCUUCUUCACCAAACCAUGAUUAACUUUGUAGAUGAUCAUGUCUCAUCAUCACCCGCCAUAAUGUCCUUUCCUGGGUGGGAGCAUUUUCCAAAUGAACACAACAUUUCCCUUCAGCAAAAUCCUUCACUUUCAGUAGAUUUGGAUUCUAUGCAGAGUUUGCCACAGCUACCCCUUGAUCAGUUCUUCUUCCAAGGUGAAGAAGAUGCCACUAUGAAAUAUUCGCCAGCUUAUAAUUAGUGUCUUUUUGCUCUCUGUGCUAACAUAGCUGGUAACAUAAAUUAGCUUUGAACUUGUAAUGGGUUAGCUAAUAUGUCUUAUGUGAGUAAUUGUGUGAUAUUAAUGUAGCAAAAGCUUAAUCAGUGUAGAACCUUCAUGCAAUUGUAAAAUAUUUGUGUCUUUUUCUAUCACAAGCACUACCUUAUUCUUAAUCAGUAGCUUGAUGAAAUGUGGU